Oncorhynchus gorbuscha (pink salmon) is the source of this 2167-nucleotide messenger RNA. RefSeq names its product metalloprotease TIKI2-like. The transcript is spliced from 7 exons. Gene Ontology annotation, cellular component: organelle membrane. NCBI's taxonomy places the organism in Eukaryota, Metazoa, Chordata, Actinopteri, Salmoniformes, Salmonidae. Gene Ontology annotation, biological process: negative regulation of Wnt signaling pathway. The record is from RefSeq and is a predicted model, not a curated record. Bases 353 to 1939 code for a protein of 528 amino acids. Gene Ontology annotation, molecular function: metalloendopeptidase activity; Wnt-protein binding.
ACACACACACACACACACACACACACACACACACACACACACUUCUAGAGCGCACUGUGAAAACUUUCCCCUGCAACUGCUGAAUAGGUUAGUGCCUGCGACAGGACAGCGCCGAGUGGGAAGAGACAGUGAAAGCGGAACGCAUAGCCGGUUACUAGCUGCCUGGGGUUCGGGAAUGGCGGAAAGUCGGAAUGGUCCAUUCCCUCCUUCCGAACCGCACAUGUGAACCGAACCCCGUCUCCUGCGGGUCGAUUUUGUUACGUAGUAGGAGGCAAAGGACAGUAAAGAGCGAGAAAGAGACGAUUGACGUAUCUAAGACAGCCAGUCGACACCACUCUCCUCUCAUCUCGAGAUGGUCUGCGCGCCAGGACAUCGAUGGUUCCUACUUACCGCUCUCUUGCACGCUGUUGCACCCCUGGACAUCCGCGAGAGACCAAGGCAAUGUGACCCACCGAAGUCGCAAAAUGACAUGAACUCAUUCCUCUGGACAGUGAAGCACCCAGCUCCCUACCCUCCAUCCUAUCUUUUCGGGACCAUCCAUGUUCCCUACACCCGUGUAUGGGACUUUAUCCCAGACGUCUCCAAACGGGCCUUCCAGACCAGUGCCAACGUAUUCUUCGAGUUGGACCUGACCGACCCCCUGACUAUCUCCAAGCUGACCAGCUGCCAGCUGCUGCCCCACGGGGAGAACCUGCAGACCCUGCUGCCCCGGGACCUAUAUCGCCGCCUCAAACGCCACCUGGACUACGUUAAGCACAUGAUGCCCUACUGGAUGACGGCGGACCAGCGGGGCCGGGGGCUGUACGCUGACUAUCUCUUCAAUGCCAUCGCAGGGAAUUGGGAGAGGAAGAGGCCUGUGUGGGUGAUGCUGAUGGUCAACUCUCUGACGGAGUCAGACGUGAGGUCACGGGGAACACCCGUACUGGACCUGUUCCUGGCCCAGGAGGCCGACCGCAUGGGGAAGAGGACAGGAGCGGUGGAGCGGGUGGAGGAGCAGUGUCACCCCCUCAACGGACUCAACUUCUCCCAGGUGCUGUUUGCCCUGAACCAGACCCUGCUGCAGCAUGAGAGUGUAAGAGCAGGCAGUCUGCAGGGCUCCUACACCACCGAGGACCUCAUCACACACUACAACUGUGGAGACCUCAGCUCCAUCAUCUUCAACCACGACACCUCACAGCUCCCUCACUUCAUCAACAGUUCCCUGCCGGCCCAUGAGAAGACCACGGCACUUCAGAUUGACAACUACUUCCGCCAGGAGCUCAUAUACAAACGCAAUGAGCGAAUGGCACGCCGCAUCUCUGCCCUCAUCCAGCGAAACCCCUCCCAGACCUUCUUCUUUGCUUUUGGUGCAGGUCACUUCAUGGGGAACCACAGUGUGUUGGACAUCCUGAGACAGGAGGGCUACAAGGUGGUGCACGCACCAUCACACUACCAGGAACCAAUCACAGAAGAACCAACAGAAAGCCCCAGCGAUGGGGGCUCCGAUGCGGGUACAGUCUCUCCGUCUGACUGGGUGACCAGUCCCUCAGACCUGGAUGAUGGGCUGGAGGGGCUGGAGGAUGAGGAGCUGCCCCACAUGCUGCUGCCAGACAGCCUGAGCCAGCUGGAGGAGUUUGGGAGACACAAGCGCCCUCGGAAGGCCCACCGUGGUCACAGCCGCCCCCGCCUCUUCAGUGACCUGUGGGUCCGCAUUGGUGACAGCACCACACCUCCUCAGCCUAAUGUGAGGAUAACCAAUGGCUACGUGACAGUGGAGCCCGCCCUCACCCACCAAGAGCAGCGCAGGAGGGCAGAUCUCUACCCCUCCAUGGAGGCCCCCAGCAAGGCUUCCCCCUCUGCCCUGCCCACGCCCAGCUCAGCCCAGCCCAACACUGGCACCACCCACUCUCUCACCAACCUGCUAACAUUGCUUAUCACUUACCUGCUGUUCACCUCCUGACCACACAGUGGAGCUCUCUCCACACACACACACUGACUGUCUCCAUACCUGAGUGAGCAUUGUUAUGUGCCAUAAUCCUAGAACAUACAAAUAUCUACAUAUAAAGAUUCUGCAAACGGGAACUGGAGGUGGAUAUUAACUGCUAUGGGCAUGGAACAUACAUUACACAGAUCAUUAGAACAUUUUCACAUUCACAGGACAUGGAUAUGAGGGUUGGGACAGACACAG